AUGUAUCAAGCUUAUAAUGAAAAUCGUGUUUUGGACAAAGAUGGAAAUAUUGUUAAACAAAAAGAAACCUAUUCUAGCAUAGGGAUAACAUUUCGUAAUUUAUAUUGGUCAUUUUAUGGCUACCUUGCUCCUUGGGAUUACAAGCUUAUUGUGGGUAAUGCUGGGCCUAAUCAGGAGCCUACCGAACAUCCACUCACUAACUAUGCCGGUGAAAUCACAAUUGCUACAUUUCAUGUUGCUGUUGUAGUAACUUUAUUGAAUUUAAUGAUUUCCAUGUUAGUUCGAACGGCUGAUACAGUUCAGAAAAAUGAAGAUAUGGAAUGGAAAUUCACUCGUUGUCAAAUUUAUGCGGAAUAUUUCGAAUGGUUUACCGCCAUUCCACCACCAUUCAAUCUCAUUUACAAUACCACAUAUGGAUUAUAUAGAGCAUUCUCAAAUGAAUUCAAAUUUGUUUAUCCCGAUUUAUGGAUUCCAAUUAAGAUUUGGAAGCCAUCGCUAAACGAUGUUAUUGCACAGGAUUUAUUAUACCUAAAGUUACUGAGAGUAUUAUUCGAGCGUUAUCGAUUUGCCGAAGAAUAUCACUAUCAAACGGUAAUGAAGAAUGAUGCCGAUCGAUUCAUUGAUAAGGAAAAAUACGUAUGCUAA
Messenger RNA from Acanthocheilonema viteae, 645 nucleotides. The record is from the annotation of a GenBank genome assembly. NCBI's taxonomy places the organism in Eukaryota, Metazoa, Nematoda, Chromadorea, Rhabditida, Onchocercidae.